Talaromyces proteolyticus is the source of this 849-nucleotide messenger RNA. RefSeq lists its product as uncharacterized. NCBI's taxonomy places the organism in Eukaryota, Fungi, Ascomycota, Eurotiomycetes, Eurotiales, Trichocomaceae. The coding region runs from base 257 to 583 and encodes 108 amino acids. The transcript has a single exon. The record is from RefSeq and is a predicted model, not a curated record.
CAUUGUUUUGCUCACCAUGCAGAAGCCUGAAAGCCUGAAGGUAAAAAUAUAUGAAAACAACAACAAUUUAUGCGCAAAAUAUGCGCAAAAUAUGCGUAAUUUUGCUUCUUAACUUAUAUACAUAAACACUGAACCUGUAAUGAAACACAAGAUUAGAAUUAGCAGAACCAAAACUAUUUAAUAUUUAUUCCAACUAUCUCUUCUUACUACUCCUUCGGUUUUGUUGACCGCAUUGGCUCAAGUGGAAAGCACCUACAUGAUUGGGACAAGACCAAUCAAGAGAAUCACAUCUGAUGCACUAGGAAAGUACCAAAAAAUGAUAAAACGAUUUCCCCGGCGCAUUGAAGAUUGGCUUUUCCGCGCGACAUAUGACCACCAGGGAGGUAGGGAGUGUUUGGCUUGUGAUAAGGGCCAAUUAGUGAAUCGUGUACCGCGAACAACAGAUGAGCCUCACAUUCAUCAUGGCUUAAUUGCUUCCGGGAACUUCCACUUUUCCCUCACAAGUUACAUUAAUGCGAAACUGGUUCUCAGCCAAAUCAAUGAGAUUGCACCAAUUAGGCUACUCCAAGUCUGCGGAACAUAGACUGAGUAGUAUGCUAUGAGGGCCCAUGCAUUGCUUGUUGUCCCUGCAUGUCAUGUGCGUUGUCAGUCCGUCUUCGGAGUAGAACGGCGCAUGAACAGAGAAUAGCAAUCAAAUCACAAUAGCAAAUAAUUAUUGUAAUAAAAGUACAACGCGGGGUCAGGUGCCCAGCAGCCUGGCCCAAUCAGACCGCGCGGGCCUCACCGCUUUCCCCGUCUUCCGCAUGACUGAUUCGACCAGGUCUACUUAUCUUGUCUCUGCACCGUCCA